GAUAUGUUGAUGAAAAUAGGGUUCCAAUUUCAUCUCCUUUCUCCAGAGAAUUUAUGGAAAUAAUGGAGACAAUAUUAAAAAGUCCUUAUUACACUCCAGAUCCACAAAAGGCUUGCUUAUUUGUUCCAUCUCUUGAUCUCUUAAAUCAGAAUAAUGUUAGAUUAAAAGAAAUGUCCCAAGUAUUAGCUUCUCUACCUUUCUGGAAUGGAGGAGUCAAUCAUUUAUUAUUUAAUUUAUUGCCAGGAAGUGUGCCUGAUUAUAAUGCAGUUUUGGAAGUAGAAAGAGGACGAGCAAUGAUUGCUGGUGCUGGAUUUUCAUCUUGGACAUAUAGAAGAACUUUAGAUGUCAGCAUUCCUGUUUACAGUCCAUUUGCACGAAAUAACAAAUUACAAGGAUGUUCAGAAAGGUCAUCAAGAAAAUGGCUUGUUGUUUCAGCACAAACUAAUAUUCAUUAUGAAUAUAAAAAUGAAUUGGAUGCUUUGGCUGCAGAACAUCCAGAACUGUUAGUAUUAGGAAAAUGCUCAGAAGAAUUUAGGAAGUCAAAAAAUGAAAGUUAUCGUUGUCAUGGAAAUACUAGUUAUUCAUAUCCUAAUAUUUUAGAGGAAGCUACAUUUUGUCUUCAUAUUCGAGGUGCAAGACUUGGUCAAACUAUGCUUAGUGAUGCAAUGAUGGCAGGAUGUAUACCAGUAAUUAUUGCUGAUGGAUAUAUUAUGCCAUUUUUUGAAGUUAUUGAUUGGCAGAGAGCUGCUGUUUUCAUUUAUGAAGAUGAUCUGCCACAGUUGAUGCAUAUUUUGAAAGGAUUUUCUGAUGAAAAUAUUUCAGAAAUGAGAAGGCAAUGCUGUUUUUUGUGGGAAAAGUAUUUUAGCAGUAUUAGUAAUAUUGUAAAAACAACGUUAAAAAUAAUAAAUGACAGAGUUUUUCCACAUGUCUCUCAUACAUAUGAAGAAUGGAAUGAUUUUCCUAGAAAGUUUGGUGUUUCUGCUCCUCUGUUUCUACCUGUUAUUGCACCAAAGUCUCAAGGUUUUACAGCUGUUAUAUUAACAUAUGACAGGUUAGAAAGCCUGUUUCAAGUUAUUUUGAAAGUAGUCCAAGCCCCCAGUUUAUCUAAAGUUCUUGUUGUUUGGAAUAAUCAAAAGAAACCACCACCACCUGCAUCUAUGUGGCCCAAGAUAAAUAAACCAUUAAAAGUAGUUCAAACACGAGAAAAUAAAUUAAGUAACAGAUUUUAUCCUUAUGAUGAAAUUGAAACAGAAGCUAUUCUUGCUAUUGAUGAUGAUAUCAUUAUGCUAACUGCAGAUGAACUUGAAUUUGGUUAUGAGGUAUGGCGGGAGUUUCCAGACAGGAUUGUAGGAUUUCCUUCGAGAGUUCACCUGUGGGAUAAUAAUACGCGGAAAUGGAAGUAUGAAUCAGAAUGGACAAAUGAAAUAUCUAUGGUAUUGACUGGUGCAGCAUUUUACCAUAAGUAUUACAGUUAUUUGUAUACCACGGCCAUGCCGGGAGACAUAAAAAGCUGGGUAGACGAACACAUGAACUGCGAAGACAUUGCGAUGAAUUUCUUGGUGGGAAACAUGACAGGAAAGGCACCCAUCAAAGUGACUCCUCGAAAAAAGUUCAAAUGUCCUGAGUGCACCAACGUCGAAAUGUUAUCAGCAGAUAUCGUUCAUAUGGCCGAAAGGACGGUGUGCAUUAACAAAUUUGCACAGAUUUACGGAGUGAUGCCUUUGAAAUCGGUCGAGUUCCGAGCCGAUCCCGUUCUGUAUAAAGACAAUUUUCCAGAAAAGUUGAAGAGAUUUAACAAUGUCGGAAGUUUAUAAUUUAUUCCAGCAACGUCCGUCGUUAAGUGUAGUCAAUGCAUUCCAGUCAACUGUUUUAGGACGGAAUUACACAAGAAAGCGCAUUUUUCUCAUUGAAAGGAAUCUCCGAUUAAUAAUUGUACUUAAUUAUUUUAAGUACUUCUGUAGCUUCCUACUUUAAUCUGUUCACGUGGAAUUGUAAUGUAUGGCAAAUGUGUUGUUUAACAUUUUCUUUUAAAGUGUUUUAUUCCAUUUAUUUUAGUUGAAGUUUAAAUUGAAACUAUUUUAAACUUAUGCAAAACAUUGUAUAUUUGUAAUUUAAACAUUAAAAUUCUUGUUUGAAUUGUAAAUUGGAGCAGCUAAUUCCGCGUUGUUGUAGAACUUUGGAGACUAUCAACAUAAAAAAAACAUUGUAAACCUUUAAAUUUUAAUAAAUCUUAGACU
This is a messenger RNA of Centruroides sculpturatus (bark scorpion), 2237 nucleotides long. It is a transcript of the gene sotv, whose product is annotated as exostosin-2-like. The transcript is spliced from 10 exons. Gene Ontology annotation, cellular component: membrane. The coding region runs from base 54 to 1814 and encodes 586 amino acids. The record is from RefSeq and is a predicted model, not a curated record. NCBI's taxonomy places the organism in Eukaryota, Metazoa, Arthropoda, Arachnida, Scorpiones, Buthidae. Gene Ontology annotation, molecular function: glycosyltransferase activity.